This is a messenger RNA of Vigna angularis (adzuki bean), 2580 nucleotides long. RefSeq names its product mediator of RNA polymerase II transcription subunit 15a. Gene Ontology annotation, molecular function: chromatin DNA binding; transcription coactivator activity. The record is from RefSeq and is a predicted model, not a curated record. Lineage: Eukaryota; Viridiplantae; Streptophyta; Magnoliopsida; Fabales; Fabaceae. Bases 138 to 2501 code for a protein of 787 amino acids. The transcript has 12 exons.
CAGAGACUAUUUUCUGAGUGGCCAUAAGAUACGUGACAUACCAUAUUGGAUGCAUUAUAAAUUACAGAAGUGUUAUUUCACUCCGUGUCAAUAGUCCAUUAACAAAGGGAUAUAGAGUACCUUUUGCCUGUGUUAUUAUGGACACCAACACCAAUAUGAAAACUCAAAGAUGGAAAUUGCCAGAGUUUCGUAAACGUUUUAUGAAACAAUGCUUGGAAGGUGUAGUGAAUCAAAGUGAUGAACCUUCGACAUCUGGGCUUGUUCGACAACUGGAAAGAUUUGAGCUGAAACUGAAUGGUGCUGCGGACAAUGAGGCUGAGUACUGUCAUUGGUUAUCUAAAAAGACAAAGGAACUAUUUUCACAACCACCAAUGAAUGCUGAAUCCAAACCUUGUCUCUCAAACUCUAAUGCCUCAGGGGAAGUCUUCCCUGCUCAAGAAACUGGAAAAUCUGCAAAUACGGAUUGGAAGGAGCAGGUUUACCAAGAGAUUCAAAAGAUGAAUAGUGCCUAUUUUUCAAAAGUUUAUGUCUCUUAUCUAGAGAUGAAUAAGGCGCUUCAACAGCUUGCGUCUUUUCCUCAAGGAUCAAAUACAAAUCUUUUGGAAAAACUGAUAAAGAAAAUGAAACAAACAGAAUGUGUUUUGGCACUCUUCAAAUUGAAGAAAUGCCAAAUAACCACCGAUACCAAGAAGAUUCUAGAUGAAGCAGAAAAGUUUGUAGAAUCUAAUUUUUCCCCAAAGAAUGUUUCUUCCCAUCAUCAAGGUCCAUCACAUUCUGGUAUUUCUCCAUUGAAAAUAAUUGAAACGAAACCAUCACAACAAGCAUGGGAAACACAGAACUACUAUAUAAGGAAGGAUGUUUCUGGGGAAAACAAGCCCUGCUUAAAAGAGAAGCAAGUGAAAAUAAUGGAAACGAAACCAUCAACUCAAGUAUUGGGAACACAGAAUUUUCAUAUAUGGAAGGAUGUUUCUCAGCAAACCAAGCCGCAGCAAGCGAAAAUAAUAGAAACGAAAUCAUCAGCUCAAGUAUUGGGAGCACAGAAUUUUUAUAUAUGGAAGGAUGUUUCUCAGCAAACCAAGCCGCAGCAAGAAAAAAUAAUAGAAACCAAUCCACCAACUCAAGUAUUGGGAACACAGAAUUUUCAAAUAUGGAAGGAUGUUUCUCAGCAAAUCAAGCCGCAGCAAGAGAAAAUAAUAGAAACGAAAACAUCAACUCAAGUAUUGGGCACACAGAAUUCUCAGCAAGCGAAAAUAAUAGAAACGAAUCCAUUACCCCAACCAUUGGGAACACAGAAUUCCUGUAUAUGGAAGGAUGUCUCUCAUCAAAACAAGCCAUGCUUAAAGGAGCAGCAAUUAAAAAUAGUAGAAGCGAAACCAUCAACACAACAAUUGGGACCACAGAACUCUAGUAUAUUGAACCUUGUUUCUCAGCAAAACAAGCCAUGCUUAAAAGAGCAGCAAGUGGAAAAACAAUAUAGGAAUUUCCCACAGCAUGUAGAUCAAGUGUCUAACAUGAAAGGUCCUGACAAUGCCGUACAGAAGCAAGCCCAAGGUUCAGAGAAAGCAAGUGAAGCAUUGAGGGUCAGUGUAAACAGUCUGGAGACUUCAGCUUCACCCUUGACAGAAAACUGCAAUAAGCUUAAAGAAUUUUCUGAUAAAUCUACGCUGAAUUUUGAUGAGCCAAGUGAUGAAGUGAAGCGCAUUCUUAAAGUGUUAGCCGUCAUAUCACCUGAAGCAUUGAGCGCAUCAGUUAAUGAAAUGAGAGACGCAGUCUAUUUGAAUGAUGUGAUGGCAACUUCAGAGUUCUUAGAUGAACCACGAGAGAUGGUUCAACAACAAAACCAACCGGACCUCAUUGCACAAACUGGGAAAAGUGAGGCAUUUUCACAAGCUGGUAGGAAAAGGUCUCGAAGCCACAGUUUCAACCAGUUGUCUGAUGCUGAGGAACCUGACUGGACUUCAGUCGCAUAUAAAAAAAAGAAGCCAAGAAUUUUGGAAAAUUCUUCUCUUUUAGAAGAAUUAAAGGAGAUCAACCAUCGAUUGGUAGACAGUGUGAUUGUUGUUGGAGAAAAUGUCAGCUUUCUUAAAGCGCCGGGAGUAGCGGCUGAGGAUAGUGAAGGGUUGGUUAUCGAAUUCCUUUUCAAUGCAGUAUCGUUCAAUAUGAACGUAGAAUCUCAUACUUUUGCAGAUAAAAAGUCAAUAAUCAAACCAUUAAGGUUGUUCGUUCCUACAAAUUAUCCAACUUCUUUGCCUGUUAUUGUAGACAAAGAGCUGUCAGAAGUCAGUACUGAAUGCCAGAAAGACCUAUCAACAAUAGCAAAAUCAAAGCUGAUUCGCUUUCUGAGAUGCUUGGAUCGGACAUGGUCACUUGAGGAUAUAGCAAUGUCAUGGGAACGUUGUGCCAGAGAAACAGUUCUUGAGUGUGCAAAAACCUUUGGAGGAGAAACUUUUAGCUCAAUAUAUGGAGAGUGGGAAAAUUAUCAAACUGAAGUCAUGUCUUGAAUAGAUCAAUCAUAUACUUUUUUAUUUUGCAAGGCAUGUCUUUAACAGCUCCACAGUAGAAUAUAGCUUUAGAGUCAAG